AUGUCUACUGUUGAAAUUAUCGGUACACGAAAAAAGUGCAUUACUAGAAACAAUAAAUCUAUUUUCAAAGUUACCGCAGGAGUAGACAAUGAUAUUUACGAUCUUAAAAAAAUUAUUGCAGAAAAUAUUCCUAACGUAAAAGCUAUAUGUCUUGUGCUUUGGAGAAUUAAUCUCGAAAAUAAUAGAAAUAUUUCUCUUGAUGAAAGUUUGGACGAUAGAAUAGAAAAUGAAGCAGAAAAGGUUGGAGAUGUUUUUACUGAUGACGCAGGAAGCAAUAUUCGAAUUAUAGUUGGAUUAUCAGUUAACACCGAUGAACAUCAAGUACUGAAAUUCAUGGACCUAACCAGUGUUUCAUUAUUCUCACAGGUUUGCAAUACAAAAAAUCAAAAUCCUCUGCUUUAUGGUGUCGGUAAGAAAUGGGUAUAUCAGCCAGGACAAGGCUUACAUGAAAAGUUGAGGAAUAAACUUAGAAUGCAUUACGAAUAUUACCUUGGGGGAGUCGUUGAUAAAUCUUUUAUACCAAUUUAUCUCUUUCUUUCUGGUGCUGGUACCGGAAAGUCACGAAACGCAGAAGAAUUUUAUAAUAUGACGCUCGCAUGUUUAUCAGAUUCCAAAGACCUGAAACUAAAAGGAAGAAUUAGAAACGCAUGGGUAUUCAAUAUCAGCUUCGAAAACGGUAAUAGCUUAAGUUAUGGUGUGGAAAAAGAAGCAUAUAGUGCAAUUAGAACUAGAAUUCUUAAACAACAACUUCUGGAAAAACAUCAUGAAUUAAUAAUUGCAGAAUAUGAAGCACCAUUACCAUGGCAAAUGUUCGAGUUAUUAGCCAAAUAUGAAGAGAUUGAAAUGAAAGACGCUACGAUUUUUUUAAUUGUCGAUGGAUUACAUUCGAUUAAUGAUGGGAAUGAUCAAUCAUCAGAUUUUUUCCGGACUCUGACUAAUAUACACGAUCUUGAUUUGAGUGGUGCUUUCGUGAUUACACUGUGUACUACAAUGGCAACUAAUUCUAUCGAGGUCCUAAAAAUUACGCACCGCAAGUGCGUAGAACUACCGAUUGCCUCAUUGAUCCCUCCGACAAUUUGUAAUAAUAAUAAUGUGACUCCAGUCUUUGAAAUGACAGAUCAUAUAACCAAAAUUUUAGUGGAUGAUUGUGGAGGGCUCGGAAGGGCUCUCGAAGCUUUACAAGUGAUCCUGGAAAAAUGCGAUAUUAAAAAAGUUAAUGUAAAUGAUAUAAUGAACGAUUUACGUAAAGACUUCGUGACAGGUCGGGCGAUGUUAACUCGAGUACUCAUGGAAUCUGAUAAAUUUAUCCCUGGUGAAACUCAAUCUGGAUACCUGAUUGCUCCUUACAUCUGGAUUUGGAUACUAACGCAAUCUUCCGAUGGUGAAGAUCCUGUGCAUCGAGAUUGGUGUUUUUGUGAUUAUGGUGACCAUAAGUCAAAUUUAAAUCCAAAAAGACCACCAGGUGCUCAAUUUUGGCAACACUUUGAGCAUUUUGUUGCAUCUUUCCGGACAUUAAAAUCUAGAAUGGUGAAUGACAAUGAGGACACAAAUUCGGCAAAUUAUACUGGAAAUAAAAAAGAAAUUAAAUGUGAUAAUGGUAUUUUUGAUGUUCGUAAAGGUAAACGUUGUAUAAUCAACGGAGUCUCAGCACCGUAUUGUGACGCAUUCCUUGGAUUAGAUUUGAAUUCGAACAUCCCAAACCCAAACGAAGUGCAUCAAUAUAAAAAUCUUCCAAAAAACACCGGAUAUGUAGAUAAAUCCAAUUGGGUUGAAUAUUUUGGGCCCUAUGCUGGCAGAGCGUUAACGUAUGCUCAUGUAGGCUCUUUGGAUAUAAAUAACGCAGAUAAAAGGGAUAUCGAGCUAGUGGAAGGAGUUGGUCCAGAACGAGCAGAUAUCAUUUACAACAAAAGAAAAUUUAUAGAUAUUGAUGAUGCAUAUAAUAAGACAAAAAUACCAAAGAGUAUAUUGAAAAGAUUCAAAUUUUAA
Messenger RNA from Funneliformis caledonium, 1986 nucleotides. The record is from the annotation of a GenBank genome assembly. Lineage: Eukaryota; Fungi; Glomeromycota; Glomeromycetes; Glomerales; Glomeraceae.